AUGGAAAAGAAGAUCAGAAGCAGCAUUAAAUAUACCAUUACUGCCCGAGACAUAUGGCUUGAUCUUGAAGAGAGAUUCGUCAAAGAAAAUGCACCUCGGGCGUACAAGUUGCAAAGAACCGUCACUACAAUACCCCAAGAAAAUAUGACAGUCUCAGCCUGCUACACCAAACUGAGAGGGGUUUGGUUUGAGAUCCUAUCCAUCAGUUCAACCCCAACGUGUACUUGUAACGGGUGCACUUGUGGGUUAGCAAAAAAAAUCUCAAAGAUGGGCAUAAACGAGGAAUAUGGAGCCGUCAAAACACAGAUUCUGAGCAACAAUCCUCUUCCCAUACUAGGAGUGGCUUAA
Cynara cardunculus var. scolymus (artichoke) is the source of this 348-nucleotide messenger RNA. RefSeq lists its product as uncharacterized. Lineage: Eukaryota; Viridiplantae; Streptophyta; Magnoliopsida; Asterales; Asteraceae. The transcript has a single exon. The record is from RefSeq and is a predicted model, not a curated record. The coding region runs from base 1 to 348 and encodes 115 amino acids.